CCCAGUUGGCCCAGCCUCACAACCAUCUCUCUCUCUCUCUCACACACCAUCUCUCUCUGUCUCUCUCACACACACAUCAUUUGCCAUUUCCUCACUUGUGGAGGAAAUACAGCCUGAAAAACUGAGCAACAGUCUACACAAGAUUUUGCUGCGAAGGAGAUGGCGAUGAAGCUGAAUGCCAUAAACUUCCAAUCACCAAAAUGCCCCUCUUUCGCUCUUCCUCCCGCCGCCAGCUGCAGAUCUCCUAAAUUCUUCAUGGCUUCCACUCUUCGUUCCGGUUCAAGGGAAGCUGAGACUGCGAAGAAGCCUUUUAGCGCACCUCGUGAGGUUCACGUUCAAGUCACGCACUCGAUGCCCCCUCAAAAGAUCGAGAUCUUCAAAUCUAUAGAAGGCUGGGCCGAGGACAAUCUACUGGUUCACCUUAAACCAGUUGAGAAGUGUUGGCAGCCUCAGGAUUUCUUGCCAGAUCCCGCCUCGGAUGGAUUCCAUGACCAGGUCAGGGAAUUGAGAGAGAGAGCUAAGGAGAUUCCCGACGAUUAUUUUGUUGUUCUGGUUGGAGAUAUGAUCACCGAGGAAGCCCUCCCGACGUACCAGACAAUGCUCAACACCUUGGAUGGCGUGAGGGAUGAAACGGGGGCGAGCUUAACUCCUUGGGCAGUCUGGACGAGGGCGUGGACUGCUGAGGAGAAUAGGCACGGAGAUCUUCUUAAUAAGUAUCUUUAUCUCUGCGGGAGAGUAGAUAUGAAGCAAAUCGAGAAGACUAUCCAAUAUCUCAUCGGGUCGGGAAUGGACCCGAGGACAGAAAACAACCCGUACCUCGGAUUCAUCUACACGUCCUUCCAAGAAAGGGCUACGUUCGUGUCCCACGGAAACACAGCCCGACAUGCCCGGGAGCAUGGGGACAUCAAGCUGGCUCAGAUAUGCGGCACCAUCGCCUCGGAUGAGAAGCGCCACGAAACUGCGUACACCAAGAUAGUGGAGAAGCUGUUCGAGAUCGACCCCAAUGGGACUGUCCUAGCUUUUGCCGACAUGAUGAAGAAGAAAAUCUCCAUGCCCGCCCACUUGAUGUACGACGGCCGUGAUGACAGCCUCUUCGACCACUUCUCGGCCGUCGCCCAACGCCUCGGCGUCUACACAGCAAGAGACUACGCCGACAUUCUAGAACACUUGGUUGCACGAUGGAAAGUUGAAAAUAUAACGGGGCUAUCCGCGGAUGGGCAGAAGGCUCAAGAAUACGUCUGUGGAUUGCCUCCGAGAAUCAGACGUCUGGAGGAGAGAGCUCAAGGGAGGGCCAAGCAGGCGCUGAAGAUCCCGUUCAGCUGGAUAUACGACAGAGAAGUGCAACUCUGAACGCGACUUGCUUGGAACGAGCUUCUCGCACACGCUCUUUAGCUGGCUGCGAUUGUAACUAUCGUUAAGGAAAGCAACGCUGCGCUUGCAGUUUGUCUUCGUAGUUUUCGUAUUGUUGAGAGAAUUGUGUUUUAGGAGAUGAAGCAGGGUGUAGAUACCAGUUUGUUGCUAUUUGUUGUGUUGCUAAAUCUUCACAAGUAUGUUUUUGGUGUAGCUUUUUCAAGACUGUAAACUGCAGGUUGUUUUGUGAGGCAAUUUUGAUUUGCAAAAUAAGUAGUUUUCUGCUCCAA
Molecule: messenger RNA, 1640 nt
Organism: Salvia miltiorrhiza (redroot sage)
Lineage: Eukaryota; Viridiplantae; Streptophyta; Magnoliopsida; Lamiales; Lamiaceae
Product: stearoyl-[acyl-carrier-protein] 9-desaturase, chloroplastic-like
Exons: 3
Coding region: 160-1350 (396 amino acids)
Biological process (GO): fatty acid biosynthetic process
Cellular component (GO): chloroplast stroma
Molecular function (GO): stearoyl-[ACP] desaturase activity
Source: RefSeq, a predicted model, not a curated record